UAUUCGAUGGCAGGCGUUAAAAAGUGACAAAAUCCUAGUAUAGCUGAAGUUGUCGUGCGUUUUAUAUUAGUGGGUGUCUUACGUUAAGUGUAAGGUUAUGUCGUUAAAUAACGAUGAGACGUGGACUAAGUCCGCGAAGAUCUUCUCUAGGAUGCAAUAGAACAGCAUAAACGGUAGGUGGAGCUAAAGGUUAGAAAUGAUGGAGUGAUUUAAAAAUACAGCUGGGAAAACAUGGAACUAAAAUUUAACAGCGUUUCUGAAUUCAAAUCAAUGAAGAUGAGUUUCUCGUGUACUUCGCUACAACGCUCUAGCGAAAAUCUUGAGAGCACAGAGUUAGCGAGAAUAAGAACCAAUAGACCAUACAACAGUCUCACUAAGAAAAGAAAAGAUCCGAAUCAAGAAUAUCAUCAACGAACUUGGAUCAACCGAGAUGACUGUAAAGAUGAUUUUUGGGCCGCAAUCCGGUCCAAUUAUGAUUACAUCAUGGAUACAAAUCUCAUUGAUAGUUGCAAGGAAGCGGAUGGAGAGCUUAUAUGGGACGAAGGAGAUGUUUCAACAUUAUCCUGGGGAUUAAAAGAAGUCAGUUGUCAAUUUUCGGAACUAUAUUCAUGGCUAGGUAUUCUACAAGAAAUGGUUUAUUCCAAAGAAGAAAACCUUCUAGACAAAAGCCUUCGCGCUGCUCACAUGGAGGAGCUUCGACGUAAGGCUUAUCGACGACGACUAUUCAAUGAACAAGCUGCUAAACUUGUGGCUCGCACACCUUCUCUUAGAGAUGAAGUUGCAUGGCGAGUCGAUCAUUUGAAUGCCAAAUGGGAACUUGUUGAACAAAUAAUGGCCCCAGCUCAACCCGCUUCUGAACAUCAGGAUGUUUUCACUGAUUUUGAACACGAAGUCAAAUGCCUUAGAAAAUGGUUACGAGAAAUGGAAUCACGAUUGCAGCCUUUGAGUUUCAACGUUGACUGGACGUUUUCAGAGUUGGAGGAGAAGGCAACCGAGCACAUGGUUCUACAAAAAGACAUCGAAACACAUGGCAGGAUAGUAAACUCCAUCGUGAAAUUAGGCGAGCGAGUAUUCAAACAACAGCAGUAUAAUUUCAAAAACCAUACUGACAAUGGUGAAAUUGUGGAGAAUCAGCAAAGCCGUCAAUUUCAAGCAGUUCGUGUUGCUCAAUCUUUAGAAAGACGUUGGCAUCUACUUUUUCUACGUGCUUUAGAAUGGCAAUGUCACAUCGAAACACUUGCUACCCGUAUUUGCAAUAGGAAUGUCAUAUCUUAUCGAUGCAGUAGUGACAGUGACGAAGAGCCUGUGACAAAGCAGCCAAGAUUAAGUAGAAGGCAAUUCCGAGAACCGAGGAAGAAAACCUAUGGUGAUUCUGAGCGGCCUAGUCUCAAAAGACGCGGGGUGUCUGGACAUCUAAACCGUAAAGUUGGAGUCAUCCCAAGCUGUUUUUCUGAUAGCGAUAUGUCCUCCGGUACUCAGAAUAAUGACGAAGAAUCUUAUUUUGAGGAUGACAUAGAGCAGCUUUGUGUAACGGAAUCAAAACAUAAAAUUUCUCGAAGCUCUGAAAGCAUUGAAGUUCCACUACCAGGUGAUCAAGGUACAGACGGUGAUAUCGAAGAAGGCGAAGCAUCUGACGACGACAUGGCACCGACUUUAGAUCCAACCAUGACAACUGUAGACGAAGUUGACGGACCAUCUCUUGAAAAGCUGCUCAAGGAUUCAUCGAAACGGCGUAAAAUUGUUGACGAAAGUUCCUCUUUCAAUACGUCCGAUCGGAAAUCUAAAAAUUGCGCGACAUUUUAUUUCAAACAUCGCGAUACUGACUCGGAAGUUGACAGAGUUUAUGACAACGAUUUUGAUCAGAAUGAGUCUUCUGAAGAAGAAUGGACUUACAUGGCAUCACCUACGGUUACUUCGGAAAAUGGAUCGAACAAAAAUAAGACUAAUGUAGUUGUCCGUUUAGAUUUCGGAGAGGCAGCGAUUGAAGAUAUUGAAUGUCUGGAGGGUAAAGAACACGACCAAGCGAUUACUGAGAAUGGGAAAAUAGACAAUUGUGACAGCGAGGAUGAAACGAAGAAAGAUAUAAGGAAACUUAUAUUGGAAGUUGAAAAACUUGUUAGUGAGGAAGGACAGAAAGGGAUUUCGAAAAAUUUGCCGUCACUUAUUUUUGACAAUUACGGUCAGAAUAAUUAUCGGGCCAAGUACGCAAGAAUCAAAGAGUGGCUUAAACUUAACUCUCAUCAUCACACUGAAGAAAUUCCCUCGCUACAGAAUUGGCAACCAUUAGACAGCUGUGACGCAAGCGGUGAAUACACAACAGGCGAAUCUGAUGUGGAAAAACAAUCUAAUUCUUCAGAUGAUAUACAGAGCAGUGUCGUGACUUACCGGCAGUAUGAAGGAAUUGACUGCGUAAUGCAUUCAGUAUCUCAAGAAACAUUUAAUGACACGGACCAAACUUCGGCAAAUGAAGUAAGCAAUCCUAUUGGCCCACAAGAUGCUAGUACACCAAAAGUGAUGAUGCGCUCGAAGACAAAGUCAAAUGGACCACGACCAUGGAGCGUAUCCUGUGUUUUUGAUCAACUGAAUUCAACAAACGAUUCCACUAUCUCGCAAUUUUCGAUUUCCGAGACUGCCUUACAUCAACUUGUUGCUUCUCCGCCGAUUAAAUCUGUUUCUUUGGAUGCUUCAGAAUCUCGAGUGCCUUUUAACAAUUCAACGUCAACGCUUUUGGAAGAAUCUGGACGUUCAAUCCGUAAUAGUUUCUUACGAAAGAAGAAGUCAAAAUUGAGAAAGAAAAAUUUAAGCCGUAAAAGUGAGUCCGGUUCUGACGGAUUGAAUGGAAAUUCUGGUGGUAGUGAUGCUAGCGGAACUCAUAAUAAUCGCCCGGUACAAAAAAUCCAAGACCAUCGAAUGCGAUUUAAGAAACCAGAUUGUCAUCGUUGUUUAGUAUCAUUAGUAACACACGGAUCUACAAUAUCGUGUCACUUACAUAAUGAUGGAAUAGACAAAAGUUUUGUCGGUUACCCGUCGCCAUCAAUAAAAUUGACCUGUUGCACACCAGAUCCAUCCUCAGGAAACACGGAAGACAUUUUUCUCGCAAAUCAUGACACUUCACUGGAUAUUUUGAUAAAUAGGAAAGAAGUUAUAAGUCCAAUAAAUGGUGACAGUGAUGUAGAGAAAAAUAGUCUAGGCAAUCAUUCGUUUUCUGAACAAGCAUGGGACAGCUAUCAAGAAAAAUAUAUGAGUGAGCCGUACAGCGAAGCUGCUGAUGUUGAAACAGCCCGUAAGCUUCUUGACUUUGGUGAUGACUAUCGUAAUUAUUUAGAUAGUCAGUCGGAUUGCGCAUCUAGUUUGAGUGCCGUAAGAUCUUAUUCGCCACCACUUAUCACUAACCGCAUUUAUUCUAAAAUAUCAAUUAAUUCUUCAAAUGACAGUGAUAGUGACAGCGAUGACUGUCGUUGUGUUGUGGAGAAGUCAUAUAGAAAACUGCUAGUCAUGGAAAAUCAUUUUACGCGUAAUAACGCUAAUGUGAAGACAAUAAAAGACCAUAUGGAGUUCGAAAAUGUAUGCAGAGAUAAUAUUAAAUAUCUACAAUCAUUAGUGGAAGCUAAUUGUUCAAUGAGUGAAAAGAGCAUGAAACAAAUUAGUGGUCUUGCAGAAAGAUGGAAAAAUUUAUCCCAUAAAGCUGAAGAAGCUCAGCGCACUAGUUCUCUUCAACGGGAGAUGGCCGCGAUGCAUUUGGAACUUCGUUCAAUUCAUGAACGACUAAUUUGUCAUGAAAUAGUUUUGGAGCCUGCGUAUAUGAUUGAAGACAAUAUCAAUCAAAUCACAACGGAGUUGGCUACACUAAGAGAACACAAGAAUGUGAUGCUAGCACUGAAUGUAUCUGCCCAUAGACUUAUCACAGAGCUUGGCGCUACUGCAACUUCCGUGUCAGUUUCACUGAAAGAUGCUAUUGCUGAUCUUUACAGAAUAUGGGACGAAACGUUUCAGAGAGGAAAUCAAAAGCUUUGCGCACUACAAGCUAUUCAACAAUUUGGUACACGUCUUGCAGAGUUACAAAAUGCUCUGCGCAGGGAUAAAGAUACGUUAGCAGUUCUUGAUGCAGCUCUACAAGCCGGUGCGAUUACAGAAGUCGCCUCAUCGGUUCGUGACGUCGCGAGGCUUCUUUCAGAAAAGCAAAACACGAAUUGCCAGAACAAAGUAAUCAAGGAAGACGUAUUAACACUAGUAUCAAGUGAAAAUUUCGUUGAGUCAGGCCUAAUGAGUUUAGGUCAGGAGGGUGGGUCAUUCUCAGAUUCCGGAAUUUCCGAUAGUGGAAGUGAACAAGAGUUGAAUGAACGCGAACGUCGUUUAGCGGCUCUCCGUCGAUUGACUCGCAGCCUAGAGAGUCAACUUGCCCCAGGAAAUGAAGCUCUCACAGAGUUAUGGCGCAGGGUCGAGGACGCUGAAGUUGAACUGCGUAGCUUACAAAAACAGUGCCGUGAACUUAUUGUCAGAACUGCAGUCAGUGUCAAAGCCAAAGUGUCAACACGUUCUCAGGCUAAACAUCUAUCUAGCAAACGAAAAAAGCGGUUCGUCGACUCGGAAACAUCACGUAAGUCGAAUAAAAUGACCGGAACUGAUGAUCCUGAUGAAGAAUCCAACAAAUCGGAAAGUUGGGUUUGGAGAAUUUUAAAGGCUGCUUUACCUUUACAGUUAGCUCUUGUUGCUCUUUUCUGCGCAGCAUGUCUUUUAGAACCUCAUUGUUGUGAGGCUUCUAAUAAUGUUAAUUUUUUAUUUACUCCGCAACUGCGAUAUGUUCGUGGACCACCGCCGAUAUAAAAUGUUUAUAUAAAUUUUUUAUUUAUUUUUAUAGCUCAUAAAAAAUUUAUUUUUAAAAUCGCUAAUGCGAAUUCUAAAGGUUAUUUUUAUGUUGAGGUGACUUUGCUUCAAAAAUACCAAUUUUGUUUGGUAGUAUAAACAAUAUAUGUAAUACUUUUAUAUAGUCAGUCCCUAUAAAUUCCUGGCGGAUUUAAAUUACAGUAAAUUGCGGUAUUCUACAGUAAAAGUACGGUAAUUCACCAUAAAUUUGCGGCAAUCCUGCGGCAUUUUACGGCAACAUUAUGGUAUUUUUCGGUAAAAGUGUGGCCCUUACCGCAAAGUUGCGGUAACAUUACGGUAUUUCAUCGUAAACGUGCAGAUUUACUGCAAAAUUACGGAAUUUUACCGUAAAAAAGAAUUUAUUCUACUGUGUUACGGUAAAAAUGCCACAAAUUGCGGCUAAUUACCGUAAAUUGACAUAACUUACCGCAUUCUGCCGUAAAUUACCGCAAAUUACCGUAAAGCGCGGCAAAUUUGCAGUAAAAUAUGUAAUUUACCGUAAUUCAGAGCCGCUAGGGGUAAGUAUCUUGGAAAAGAAAGAGAAUAAAUAUAGCUGGUGCAUCAUUUUCUAUACUGACUGGCUAUAUAGUAGUAUGACAUAUAUGGUAUAAACCAUAUCCUUGACAUUACCUGCCCGAUAAAUUUUUACUUGUGUUUUGUAAAAAAAAAAGAGCAAAUGAAUAAAAAAAAAAAAAAACUAUUAUGUUCGUAAAUAUGUUUUAUAAUAUUUUCUAAGGUAGUUGUUCCGGAAAAUUUUUUUUUAAAAAGUAUCAUUUAGAUAAUUAAAUCACUAUGACCAUCUCAGUAAGUAAGAAACGGAUGUAAAUUAUGAACUUCCGUCGUGUUUCAGAAAAUAUUGUUGUUAUUAUAUAUAACUUAAUGCAUGUUAAUACACGGAAAGAAAUUUUCGUUAAAAAUUACCGUUAAAUUCACUGAAAUCGUGGGACAUAAUGCGGCGCUUUUAUUUAUUAUCAUUUUUCAAUUCAAAAUUACGGAAAAAUUUAUUUAUUUUGAGGUUAGACUUCAUAAACUUUACCGAAAACCAAAUAAAAUUUACAGUAGACUACGGUAAAAUUUGUUGAAAAAAGUUAAAAAUUAUCUUACUUACUGACAAAUGAUUGGGCCGUGUCAUUCGUCCCACGAUUACAGUGAAUUUAACGGUAAUUUUUAAAGAAAAUUUCUUUCCGUGUAGCGGUGAUGUUAAAAUUAUUAAUUUGUGUACUUAAUUUCUAUUGACGAUAAAAAAAAUAUUAAAUUUUAACCAAAAUAGUACACUCGGGUUCAAAUUUAAAUGAACAAAGAUUGCGCAUCGUCACGCUUCGUGCAUAUGAUGCAUAAGAAAAUAAUGAAUAUCUUUUUCGUUUUUGAUAAACUACGCAGUUUAAUUUACAAUAGACCAUAAAAUAGGUAGGUACUGAAUUAGGAAAACUUGACGCGGGACACUACCGUGUCUCCUGAUAAUGCAGUAAAUUUGGUUGAGGUCUUUAUUAAAAAGUGUACGGAACAACUGCCUUAAUACAAGACUGAAUCAAAAUUAAUUGUCUUUCAAAUAUUUGAGUUAACCUCCAAUUUUAAAUACUUAAAGUGUGGUCAUAGGAAAUGAUUAAAAUUAGUGAUUAAUAUUGGGCAAAAAAAAAAUUAAUAGAUAUAAAAAUUUUACACCUUUUUCUAUAUCAGCGAUUGCAUCUGAAGUUAAGAAGAAGAAAGUUAUAAAGUUUUAAAUUUUUUUAAAUAUUUUUGUUCGUGAUAAUUCUACCCGAACACUAUAUCGUUUUUUUUAUACAUAUUUGUAAAUAAAUUUAUAUAUUUUUAUGUUUGUUAUUAGAAACAGAGUUUUUGUAUUGUGUUGCAUGCUAAAAAAAAGCUUGGCAUAUUUUUUUAGUGGCCUAAAAUAUUUUAUGUCGCAUUUUGUUGUGUUUGCAUUUAUAUUGAAAAAUUGACAAUCAAUAAUCAAUCAGGAUUUUUGAUAAAUUAUAACGAGAAAAUUAAGAGAUAGGAUAUUACUAUUAAGAAAUAUUUGAUCCAUUUAGAAACACGGAAAAAAAAUUGUGGUUUUCCCAACCUCAAUAUAAUAAACUAUUAUAGUAGCGGCUACUCCGAUACGUAUAGUAAAGGGUACGAUGUAAAUAGUAAUGACUAUACAUUGUAGUAAACAUUGAUCGUAUAGUUGAGUCCGCAAAAGAAUGAUCUUUUCUCCCACUACUUGGGUAUGAUAAAGCCCAUGGAUUUGCACUAACGCGCAUGCGCAGCAAUGGCUUAGUCGUAGAAAAGUGGGGAUAGAGCAAAUCAUUCUGUUGAGGACAACUAUUGGCGUAACUACCCGUGGGAUUGAGGUUAUUCCAAGUUGAAGGCAUUUCUUUACUUUAACUUGUAGUAACCUCAACUACAGCUGCUAUUGCAGCAACUACAAUUUUUUUUCCGUGUAAUAUACAAAUUUAUAUAGUCGUCCCGGAGAAAGCUUGGGAUUUUUUUCCUACCACGGGUUCUUCCCCCACCCUUUAAAUGUUUGGCGCAUGCGCACAUUCAAUAGCGCAUGCGUUUAUUCCAAUAUUAUGGUGGUGAAAAUUUGAGCUUCGAAUAUUAAGUACUUUUAUAGUAAUGAUUUUAAAAAUUUUUCAUUCAUUUUUUAGGAGUAGUAAUAUCACUCAUAAAAAUACAAACAGUACAGGUUUUUUGUACGGGGGAUUCUUUUUGAUUAAAUACAAAUAAAUAUAAUGUAAGUUCUGUACGAUUAUUUUCGAAAUUAUUUCGGAUGUUUAUACAGUUUUAAUACAUACAUAUCCUACAUCAUGAUUAGUAAGUAAAAUCAUCAUUAUCAUCAUUAACAGAAUAAGUACUAAGCAAUCUAUGAUAAAAUCAAUUUUACAGAGGUUAUGAAUGAUGGAAUACAUUAUUAUUACUUAAUAGUUAAAAAAAACUCCGAAAAUGUACUUAAUAAAGCUUAUUUUAAGUGAUUAUUGAAAAAUUUAUUGUUUAUUUUUUCUUAAAUGCAGUGCAAAAUAUAACAAAAAAAAAGUUUGGCUUGUUCUGGCCUUUACGCAAUGGUAGAUUUGUAAACAAACAUACAGUCGAAUUUCAUUAACUCGGACAGUAAGUCUACGGAGAAGUGGAAAUUCCGACUUAUCGAAUGCCCCUUCUACUUUAAAAAGUAAACUACGGCGCAUGCGCAUUAUAGCAUGAGUGGGAGACUGCGCAGCUCGUAGCGGGGGUCAAGAUUGAGGGGAAGCUUUGAGUUAAUGGAAUUCGACUGUAUUUAAUUCGCUAUUUUAAUAAAAAAUAUAGUGUGUGGCAAAUACUAUUAAUAUUAUUAUUAUUAUUAUUGUUAUUGUUAUAAUUUUUAUUUUUAUUUCUCCCAUAAUCGUUAUAUUUUAUACUGAUAGAUAUUUAAAAUAAUUUCAAUAUACAAUUGAACAAGCACAAUAAAUAAGGUGACUUAUAAUCAAACAAACUUGUGCCUCAGUAGUUUAGAUCAAAAUUUAUCUAGAAUAUUAUUUAUUUUGAUAAAGAAAAUUUAUGAACACUGACCCCGAAUAGGUGAACUUGUAUUCCAAUGGAACAUAAAAUAACAAAUAAUGAUAUAUAUUUAUAAGUAAAAGUAAAUCAUGAAAACAUUAUAUUCUAUUUUUAAAAAAAUCAAUCAGUUCAUUAUAAAAUAUUUUUUUGUGUUCAAUAUUCUAGUGUGAAGUAAUGAAUGAGCAAAUUUAUGUGCACGGAUAAAAAUUUAGGCCUGAUGAGGUUAAGUAUUAUGUAUUUAACCUCACAUAUAUAUUAGCGAGGAGAAUCGAGUUAAUGGAGUUUUUAUACCUACGUAAAGUGGUAACUACACUGUAACAAAAUCAGGAGUAAAUUCGGAGUGAUUACUGAUUUUAUUUCAAUCUUCUUCAAAGUUUUAAUGUGAAAAUAAACUACCCUUUGAUGUGAAUUUCACUCCAAAGGGAUUUAAAAAAUAAUCACCCGCUUCGCGUUCACUCCGUAAAUUUUUUACAGUGUAGUUAGGAUUGUUUAUGCCUUAAUAUUAUUAUGCUAUGAUGCAUCUUUAUAAUUAUAUUAUAUAUACUUGUAAGUAUACUUCGGAUACUUAGAUUUCAAACAAAUUCAUAUUUUUAUUCAUUAUUCUGAUUUAAAAUAAAAUUUUAAUGGGAAAAUAACAUUUUAUGUUUCCGAUUGACCGAUUGAGUUUCAAUCGGAAUUUUUAAUGAGGUUAUGCCUCUAUUUUUUUUAAUUUAAAGCAACCAAUAGUUAUGAUAAUGUAUAUAAAGUACCUGAUUUUAAAUAUAGUUUUAGAUUGUUUGAAUAUUUUAUUGCAUUUUAUUCAUUCUAAUCAAUAAAAUAUUAUACAUUUUUCAACAAUAGGUAUAAUUAUUAUUAUUGUUCUGAUUAUUUUGGACAUACUAUAUUUUGCGCAUGCGUUUCUGAGUAUAUUCAUCUAUAUGUAAGAUAGAGUAUUAUAUUUUGAAUUGAAUGCAGAACUUUACAUUUGAAAUAAAAAUAUGAAAAACUCGAAAUAUUUGCGAGAUUUUAAAUUAAAUUUUUUUGAAAUCCCAGUUAUAAUUAAGACUAAAAAUUUAUAGUGAUAAAUUAUUUGAAUUCUUCUGAUUCCUAGUCUACAUAGAUGUAAAAAUACCUCCAUAGAUAGAAAAAGAUCUGAGUAUCCAAAAUAAAUUUUAGGAGGUUUACUACAUUUACUUUUGCAUAGAUUCAAAUAAUUUCUUAUAAGGUUUUAAGAAAAACUGAAAAAAAUUGAGUCACUGUAAGAAAAUUAUUUCUGUGAAAUGAUCGAUAUAUUUUGAUGAUUUAGUCAUUUAAAAUGUUAGUUUAUCAUAUUAAUAAAUAUGUAUUAGACUAUAAUCUUCAAUUUGUAUUUUAUAAGUAUUAUUGUAUUUUUGCAAUUUUAAAAAUAAAAUAAUAAAUCAUC
This is a messenger RNA of Microplitis mediator, 9778 nucleotides long. RefSeq names its product klarsicht protein. The record is from RefSeq and is a predicted model, not a curated record. The transcript has 20 exons. Bases 232 to 4824 code for a protein of 1530 amino acids. NCBI's taxonomy places the organism in Eukaryota, Metazoa, Arthropoda, Insecta, Hymenoptera, Braconidae. Gene Ontology annotation, cellular component: membrane.